AUGGAGCACACCGACCCCUUCCUCCAAGUGCAGGCAGACGUCCUGUCAACCCUCCAAUCCAGCCGCCCCCUCUUCUCCUCAUACCUACGCAUCCGGUCACUAGCAAAGAGCCCAUCAAACCCCGAACUCAAACAAGCACGCUCCGAACUCGAAAGCACAAUAACUGAACUAAGCGCCGACCUCGACGACCUCGUCGAAAGUGUCCGGGCGAUCGAACAAGACCCAUAUCGCUUCGGUCUGGAACUGGAAGAGGUACAGCGCCGUCGCAAACUAGUCGAAGAUGUCGGUGCCGAGGUCGAGAAGAUGCGACUGGAGUUGCAGCAAACGGUCAAUCACAGCGCGACGGAGACACAAUUGCCCAACCCGACGGAAUUCGACGCCGCGCUGGAAGAAGAGGAGCAGCGCGGUCGCGACCGCGGCGGAGAUGAUUACUACGCUUCCAUGGAGCAGCAACGGCAGACGGAGCUUAUGCAUGAGCAGGAUGAGCAGCUUGAUGGCGUGUUUCGGACAGUGGGCAAUCUGCGUGAGCAGGCGAAUGUUAUGGGGCGGGAGUUGGAAGAUCAGGCUGUUAUGAUUGAUGAAGUUGAUACGCUGGCUGAACGGGUCGGCGGGAAAUUGAAUAAUGGCAUGGCGAGGAUAAAGCACGUUGUCCGAAAGAAUGAGGGUAAGUCAAGAGUUUCCUUUACAGGUGGUUUUAUUCCUACGUCGCGCUCGCACGAGGAAAGCGGGCUGGGGAGUGGCAAGUUGAAGUGGGAAUCAUGA
This is a messenger RNA of Penicillium argentinense, 762 nucleotides long. RefSeq names its product SNARE domain protein. Bases 1 to 762 code for a protein of 253 amino acids. Lineage: Eukaryota; Fungi; Ascomycota; Eurotiomycetes; Eurotiales; Aspergillaceae. Gene Ontology annotation, biological process: Golgi vesicle transport. Gene Ontology annotation, cellular component: membrane. The record is from RefSeq and is a predicted model, not a curated record. The transcript has 2 exons.